AUGGUUGAUCCUAUAGACUCAGUUAAUGGAUAAUACUAGAUAAGAUAUUUUUAGUCUAGUAUAGUUGGAGAGUAAGAUCGAGCUGAUUAUCUCGCCUAACCAACAGAUCUGUAAAUAGAGUAGAGUUUCAAGUUUCUAAUAUAUCCAUUGUAAUUUUUCUUGCUUUGUCCAAUAACCUUUAUCCAUGUACUGGUAAGAUUUAAAAUCAUUAGUCCAAACUUCCUCAUUUCCAAGAUAUAGAUCCCAAGAUUGAUUCCAAACUAUUUCGUCUUGAUUGUCAAUUUAUGA
Molecule: messenger RNA, 288 nt
Organism: Stylonychia lemnae
Lineage: Eukaryota; Ciliophora; Spirotrichea; Sporadotrichida; Oxytrichidae
Source: the annotation of a GenBank genome assembly